CCAUUUCUGCCCAUUUCUGCCCGUUCUAGCCCGUUCCAGCCCGUUCCAGCCCGUCUGUCCCGCCUGGGAGCGGACCGGGAGUUUCCCAGGGUCGCGGGCAGAAGUUGCAGAGCCGAUCUUUUCUUUUUGGCUCACGCUGCAGUAGAAGCGUUGGCUGCUCUCCGCGGCACAGCGCAGCCCCGGGCUCGGUGCGCCUUUCUGGGAGUUUUCCUCCUGUCCCGGGAGUUAACUCGGAGUUAAAUGAAGAUUCCGAGGGGUGAAGCAAGGAAACAACGCCUGCAGGGUCUGGAAGGAUAUUUUGCCGGCACUGAAGGAAUGGACCUUUUGAGCCUGCUUGGAAAAUGUCCUUUGUGAUACCCAGAGUCGCAGAGGAAAACUUGUGAUUGGGAUCUUGCCGGAGUUUGGGUUCCGCUGUCCUUUUAAGCUUCCAUGGACCAUGGAGAGUUUGCUGUCGCUGCUCUGUUGCCAUUAUUCGUUGCUGAUUUUAUUUCAGCAGAAAUGUCAGGUGUACGGGAACCAUUCCCAGCUCCCCAAACACCCAGGGUUCAGAGUCCUGGCCUCAGCCUCCCACUACUGGCCCCUGGAAGACGUGGAUGGGAUUCACGAGUUCCGGGACAACGGCGGAGCUCUAAGAAUCCACAACUUCACUGUGCUUCCUCCCCAUACCUCUACCUUUGUAAAUACCAAUGACUCUGCCUACUCUAACUUCUCUGCAACUGUAGAUAUUGUGGAGGGGAUGGUGAACAAAGGGAUUUACGUCACUGAAAAGAAAGGAGUCACCUUUCUCUUCUUUGGAAGCUACAGGAAUUCCUGCAUCAGCAACCCAGAGGCUUGUGGGCCCGAAGGGGUCACAUUUUCCUUCUUCUGGAAGACCCAAGACCAGCAGGCCAAGCUUCUCCCUGCCUCUGGGGGCCGAGUGGUUUCCAGUGGUUUCAAGAUCUGCUCAAACGAAGGCGAGGGCUCUGUGGAGUUUUACACCCGGGGGAGUGCCAUGAUGAAGUGGAAAGCAAGCUUCAGUCCACCAGGUCCCUACUGGACGCACGUGCUGUUCACCUGGCGCUCGAGGGAAGGCCUGAAGGUGUACGUGAACGGCACGCUGAGCACCACGGACCCCGAGGGGAAGGUGUUCUACGACUAUGGGGACGCCAGCCCCGACCUGCUGGGCACGGAGGGCGCGGCCCCGCGCUCCGUCAGCGGCGCCUUCGACGAGUUUGUGAUCUGGGAGAGGGCGCUGAGCCCGCGCGAGGUGCGCCAGUACUUCACUGCUGCCGUGGGUGUGCAAGUCCUGCUCUCUUCAACUCUUCCCUGGUCUCUGGUGACAACCACGACACGCCCCGUGCUCCCCACCAAUGCCUACCAGCCCAUCCUGGCGGCGCUGAGCCAGCACAGAGGCAGCUCCCCCUCGGCCAGCUCCCUGCUGGGGCACCUGCAGAACGUGUCCUCCAGCCUGCCCAGCAAAGCCCUGCCUGGGCACACUGCCCUCAGCCUGGCACAGGCGUUUUUAACGGCUAUUGAAGAUUUCCUGUUGCUGUCUGACUGGAUUGAUGGACCAGAGAGCCCCACCGUGCUCAGCAGCCUGAUCCACACCAUCGACACGGUGCUGGCUCACCUGUCCCUGCACCUGGAGGGCAGCGAGCUGCCUCUGACCCUCGAGGGCUCCUCGGCCGUGGCAGACUAUGCUGUGGUCAAAAUGCACCCCCAGAGCCUGAACGUGUCCCACUACCGAUUCCCAUCCCGAGGGCACAGCUUCAUCUCCAUCCCCAGGGCAGCUUUCCAUGGAAAAGCCUGCAUCACCAUCGUGGGCCUGCUCUACCACAACCUGCAUCACUUCUUUAACAACAUCAACCCCGAGGACACCAGGAUUGCUGAAGCUGCUGCCCACAGGGGCUCCAUGAUCUCAGCCAGCAGUUAUCUCAUCUCCAUCAAGGUGGAGCCUCUGCCCCAGCUGUCCCACAACCUGUCAGGCUCUCCUCUCAUCACCAUCCAGCUCAGCCACACCCUGACACCCAGACAGUACAGCCAAGCACUAAAUAAAAGUAACAGAGUCCAUCUCUACUGUGCAUUUCUGGAUUAUAGCAACGGAAGCGGAGUCUGGUCCGACGAGGGCUGCGUGAGGCAGAGUGGGGACCUCAACUCCUCCGUGUGCCUCUGCAACCACCUCACCAACUUCGCCAUCCUGAUGCAAGUGGUGCCCCUGCAGCUGCCGAGAGAACACCAGGUGGCCCUCUCCUCCAUCACUUACAUCGGCUGUGCUCUGUCCAUCCUCUGCCUGACGAUCACCCUGGUCACGUUCGCCGUGCUGUCGUCUGUCAGCACCAUCCGCAACCAGCGCUACCACAUCCACGCCAACCUGUCGAGCGCCGUGCUGCUGGCCCAGGCCCUGCUGCUGGCCAGCUUCCAGCUCAGCCCCGCAACCCUGCCUUGCAAGAUAUUGGCCAUUCUCCUUCAUUUUUUCUUCCUGAGUGCAUUUGCAUGGAUGCUGGUGGAAGGAUUUCAUCUUUACAGCAUGGUGAUCAAAGUAUUUGGGUCAGAAGAAAGCAAGCACUUAUAUUAUUAUGGAAUUGGAUGGGGCUGCCCGCUGGUGAUCUGUGUCAUUUCUGCCACCUCGUCCCUGGACAGCUAUGGAGAGAGUGGCAACUGCUGGCUCUCCCUGGAGGACGGAGCGAUCUGGGCUUUUGUGGCACCAGCCAUGUUUGUCAUUCUGGUCAACAUUGGCAUUCUCAUCGCUGUCACGAGAGUCAUCUCCAGGAUCAGUGCCGACAACUACAAGGUCCAUGGAGAUGCUAAUGCCUUCAAACUAACAGCCAAAGCCGUGGCUGUUCUCUUACCAAUCCUGGGGAGCUCGUGGAUCUUUGGCAUUUUGGCUGUCAAUGCCCACACCUUAGUAUUUCAGUAUAUAUUUGCUGUUUUUAAUUCACUACAGGGGUUUUUCAUGUUCCUGUUUCACUGUCUUCUGAACUCAGAGGUUAGAGCUGCCUUCAAGCACAAAACCAAGGUCUGGUCCCUCACCAGCAGUUCCACACGCAACAUCAACGUGAAGCCCUUCAAUUCAGACAUUAUGACUGGGAACAGGCCAGGCACAACCCCCACGAAGCUGAACACCUGGGAUAAAAGCUCCAAUUCAGCAAACCGCAUCGAUUUAUCAGCAGUGUGACAGGAGCAGCAGCUCCUCAGAGGAAACCAAGCCAUCCAUUCAGGACCUCCACACCGUGUCCACCAGCUGCUUCUCACUGCCAGAAACAGCAGAAAACUGGGUUUAAAUCACUGCCCAAUGAAUUGGGACUUGCCAUAUUGUUUUGUUGAGUAAAUAGCCCUCGUUGCUUGCCUUCCAAACUGUAACACGUUCUAGCACUUGGCUCUAAGCAAUAUCUGUAAAAAUGACCAGCACAAAUAUACACUGGAUGGUUUUGUCAGCAGUGAUGAAAACACAAGGUGUGCAAGAAGGGCUUUUUGCUCCCUGAAUCAUUCCAGCUCCCAGAACUGAGGGAAAGCAACAUGGCUCUGAAAAGAGGGGCUCUUGUGCUCUCAAAUGAAACGCUUCCCAUGGUGAUGUUGUAAUGAGACGAUUCCAGACUCGCUGUGCCCUGUCUGUUUACAUUUUUUACCUUGCAGAAUCAUCAAAGUGAAGUUGAUUCAAAAUAGAUAUUAUGGUGUUUAUCUAAAUGCUAGAAAGAGGCCAGGACUUGAGGGAGAAGCAGGUUCCAGGUACCCACUCCCACAGUGGGUGUGGAUGAGCAGAGCUAAUGAGCAGCACCUGUGAGGUGUGACUCUCCUGGAUGGGCCUGUUGGCAUUUUAGCUCCUCCUGUUGCCAUGUUACCACAGGGACAAAACUGGCUGUGGUUGUCCUGGAGCAGCCCCACACCGCUGGUGCUGAUCUGUGUCUGAAUUGCCACACAAAUAAUUCAGUUAUUCCCCUGCUUUGCCUGCAGCUCGGGGCUGCAACCCCCAGCUCUCCAUCGAGUGCAUUCUGCAAACUCACUGUGGCCUCUAGGAGCCAGGAGCUGUCAUUGUGAUUGACCUGCUCCUUUACUGGUCAUUUUGGGAACUCCUGCCACGCAGAUAUAACACUCUGAUGUACUGUGAAGAGAGCCAGCCUGCACAUAACUCUGAGUGUUGUUUCCUGCAGACAGCUCUGACACAGGGCCCUGCAGUCUCUGUGUGCUUUUGGGCUCGGCUUGUUGAGCUUACAGCUCAGAACAUUCUGCAGAAAUUAUUUCAGUUGCACCAGAUCUGGAACAGAGCAGAACUGCACCUCACACAUCCAAACACACGGGCUUUAAUCUCGUGUUUCCUAAUGCCAAAUAACUCCAAUUGCUGUCAGCAAACUCAAACAGAGCCUCAGUAAAAGCUAAAUAUGCAGAGGCUGUGUCUUUAUUUUGGCUUUUUUGGAUGGUUUUCUCCUAGCCUUUUCUGCACUGCUCUGUCUUACAGCUGUGCAAAUAGAUGGGCUUUUCUUGGCCUGAAAAUUUUUUUUUUUUUUCCCAAAAGACCCUGUAGACAGAGACCUUGGAAUGUACAGAGGAGAUGGAAUAGAGGAAUACUGUGAUAACAGUGUUCAGAGUUUGUGUUGUGUGCAGACAAUGUAUUUAAGCAUAUUUUUUGUACUGGACCGUAUGAGUUCUUUUGAUUUUGGUUUGUUUCUUUGGUUUGCUUUUGGUUUUUUAACACUGUGACCACAAAUACAGACUUUAAAUCCUCCUUGAUCAUUUUCUAGUAAUUGAAUUAUAGCACAAAGUUCUGUGAACGAACCAGACAACAUAUAAAACCUUCUUUUUUUUUUUAAUCUUUAUUUUUAAGAGUAUUCCCCUCUGUACAAUUUUCAUUACCUGCAUUUCCCCCUGUGCUGUAUUGGUCACUUUGUGACUGCCCAAGGUCCAUUUGGAAAACUCCCCACACAAGAGGCACAGUAGUGACCCUGCAAAGUGGCACAGAGGGCUGCAUCAGGCUUUCAUCCAGGUGUGCUCAGGUUUUAAACUGCAGGCAUGGAAAGGAGUUGGUUUUAUCCUUGGAAAGGGGCAGGCAGUGCGGUGAGGAGCCCUGGCCACCCCUGUGUCCCUGGGUCCCCUCUGGCUGCAGGAGCUGGGCUGGAGCAGGUUUACCUGGUCUUGGCCUCUCAGCUUUGGAGUUUAUCACACUGCUGGGGGCUGGGGCUGCUUCUGGUUUUGCUGAACUGGUGGAAAUCCUCACCAAGUACAAAUGUGUUCUUGCUGCCAUCGAUUCCAUUCUUUCUGUUUGAUUCAAAGUGUUUUUCUUGGUACUGAAUGCCGCAAAUGUACUGAUAAGGAAUGCUCAAAUGAAUCUUUGAACAAUCUCUUUCUGUCCUCAGUCUCUUGAAGCUUGAAAAUCUCACAGUUUAUUUAUGGGCUUGUAUAUAGCAGCUAUUACAAUUUUUUUUUUGGACAGCAUCAUUUUGUCAACAGUAUGAAAUCUUAAUUGAAUGAAAUGUGAGUUUUAAAAAUAGGUAAUGUAGCAAGAGUGACUUUGCCAGUAAUUAGUAAAAUAAUUUCAUUUUGUUGUUUUUUCUCCCCUCAAAUAAAUAAGAAAUCUUAAUUUUCCUAAAA
Molecule: messenger RNA, 5562 nt
Organism: Haemorhous mexicanus (house finch)
Lineage: Eukaryota; Metazoa; Chordata; Aves; Passeriformes; Fringillidae
Gene: ADGRD1
Product: adhesion G protein-coupled receptor D1
Exons: 26
Coding region: 437-3154 (905 amino acids)
Biological process (GO): adenylate cyclase-activating G protein-coupled receptor signaling pathway; cell surface receptor signaling pathway
Cellular component (GO): membrane
Molecular function (GO): G protein-coupled receptor activity
Source: RefSeq, a predicted model, not a curated record